Messenger RNA from Stomoxys calcitrans (stable fly), 581 nucleotides. RefSeq names its product protein lin-52 homolog (gene lin-52). Gene Ontology annotation, cellular component: DRM complex. The record is from RefSeq and is a predicted model, not a curated record. Gene Ontology annotation, biological process: regulation of DNA-templated transcription. The transcript is spliced from 4 exons. Bases 111 to 449 code for a protein of 112 amino acids. NCBI's taxonomy places the organism in Eukaryota, Metazoa, Arthropoda, Insecta, Diptera, Muscidae.
AUUCCCGUGAAUGAAAGGAAGCUAAGAACCAAAACAAAAAUUAAAAAAAUUUUUGGUCGGUUGUCCAAGAAAGUAGUUUUUAAAGUUUUUUAAGGUGAUUUUGCGAUUCAAUGAUUAAGGACGAGGAACAGGAUGAAGAAGGCUUGUUAUCGCUAGAGAAAUUGGACAGAGCUUCACCAGAUUUGUGGCCAGAGAAAAUUCCAGGUAUAACAGAUUUCAUUGCGAUGAGUAAUACACCCAUUAGAACACCAGCUCCUGAAUGGUCGCGGGGUCUUUCUCAAGAAGACACCACAGCGAUGCUACAACUCAGCCAACUAUCGCCAAAUGCUCUGAUUAUGGAAAUUAAGAAAAUCUAUGACGAAGCCUAUCAAUUGGGAGUAAGUGAAGCUAAAGAGAUGACACGCGGAAAAUAUUUAGGAAUAUUUAAUAAUGCCAAGAAAAAGAAUUGAACAAAAAUUCUUUCUUAUUAAAUAUAAGUAGUAUUCCGAAUAGAAUUAAUGUUUAUACUAUAAAAAUGAAAAAAAAAAACCAUUCUAGAAAUUUAGAUCUUAAAGAAUUUUUGCAAAUUGUUAAAUAUAUGG